AUGACGGAUGCUCCGCAAACAACCUGUUCGACUCAGGUCAACAGCCACGCCGCAGUGCCCCUUUCGUCGUCUGCAUCACACUCUACCUUUGGGAUCUUCACAGCCGAGCCGAGCAUAGGAACGAGGUGUCCAGAGUCUCAGUCCGUAAUAAUAGGACGCCACAAGAAAGCUGCGUCUCGCUUCCAGCUGCAAUCUGCAGUAACAGCAUCGUUUGGGUGGCUGACGGAUCUGAUAGCUUGGGUGCGUAAUCACUUUGAUGCGAAUGCUCAAGAGCCCGCCAUCGACCAGUUGUUCGCUGAUGAUCAACGCCUCUAUCAAGGCAUCAUGAAUUACGAAAAUGGCAUAAGGCAUUUGCAGCAAGAAAACACCAACUUGAGGCAGGAGUUUGAUGGCCGCGUGCGACAGGAGACUCAAUACCUGCGCGAGCAAUGCCAUGAUAGGCUCCAGCAAGAGCGCAGAGAGCAAGCGUCGUUGACCGAGAGUCGCAUGGCCACAUUGCAGAAGCAGCAUGAGGCCGAGAUGGCACGCAAGAACGAGGUCAUCCGCAAGCGUGACACAGAGAUCGGGAAGCUGCACAAUCUUGCUGUACGACUGGAGGAUACCGUGGCCGCUCGCGAUACCCAGAUUGUUGAGUACGAAACCCGAGUGCAGUCACAGCAAGAAGCGAUCCGAGACCUGCAGGCCAGUGCGAUGAAAUCCCUAGAAGCGGCAUAUUGGGCACCGGAUUCGGCGGAGAAUAUCCAGAGACAGAUGAAAGAUCUCAUGCUGGACAUUGAGGACUGGGCUGAGCGGUUUUCCUUGCUACCUCUCGAAAUACUCCUGGAGCACGAGCGCUUCGGGCGGGUUGAGACGCAUCUGAAACGAAGCGGCUGUAUUGGGUCUCUCGGGAAAUUGGAAGAGGCAAUCGUCGCAAAUGAGGACCUUCGCCAACCGGGACGAGCAUCUGCUCUGAUGCUCUCGACCAUAGUGUCUUUUGAAGUGUUUGGCACCGUCUUCUGCAGUCCGUUCUUUGCAUUUGCCGGAACGUGUGGCCAGCAGCACGAAUUGUUGCAACAUGCCGAUGGUGAUGCCGCGCAGUCGAUUUGCGAAUUGAUCCGUCGGGGCAAGCCGGAAUCAUAG
Molecule: messenger RNA, 1119 nt
Organism: Pseudocercospora fijiensis CIRAD86
Lineage: Eukaryota; Fungi; Ascomycota; Dothideomycetes; Mycosphaerellales; Mycosphaerellaceae
Exons: 2
Coding region: 1-1119 (372 amino acids)
Source: RefSeq, a predicted model, not a curated record